Nilaparvata lugens (brown planthopper) is the source of this 570-nucleotide messenger RNA. RefSeq names its product craniofacial development protein 2-like. The record is from RefSeq and is a predicted model, not a curated record. The transcript has a single exon. NCBI's taxonomy places the organism in Eukaryota, Metazoa, Arthropoda, Insecta, Hemiptera, Delphacidae. Bases 1 to 570 code for a protein of 189 amino acids.
AUGGCAGUGCUCGGGAUGAGCGAGGUGAAGAGGAAAGGACUGGGAAGUCAGGUGAUGAACGGAAAUUAUGUACUUAGAUACUCAGGAGUAGCAAUGAAUGACAGAGCAAAGGAAGGAGUGGGAUUUAUUGUGACAGAAGAGAUGGAUAAGAAGGCAACAUCAUGGAAGGAAGUCAGCUCAAGGAUAAUAACACUAAGUCUGGAUCUUGAAACACUGAUUACUCUUAUCCAGGUGUAUGCACCAACAGAGGACGCAGACUUGCUGGAGAAGGAAGUGUUCUAUGCAGAGCUACAAAAACAGAUUGACGCAAAUGAAAGUAUAGGAAGGAGAGCGAUAGUAAUGGGAGAUCUAAAUGGAAGAGUUGGUCAAGAUAAUUACACAAACAAAGGAAUCUUAGGACCUUAUGGCGGAGAGGAAGUGGUUAAUACGAAUGGAGAAAAGAUUCUUGAUCUCUGUGCUCUGAAUAAUUUGAUAGUAGCCAAUUCAUACUACAAUACUACAAACAUAAGAGAAUACAUCAAAUCAGUUUUGAGUCUGCUCAAGGCUCUAGCCUCAUUGACUAUUUCUUGA